ACCGGAGAUUCUGCAGUUAAAACUUAGACUAGGUAAAGCCAACAAAAAGAGAAUGAAAUUUGAUUUUGCAGAUCCUUGCUUUUUCUCAGAUGGGUGUCAUUAUCAAUCAACAUGUUAUUGAAACAAAAAGACUCUCUCAACAAACCUCAAGUCUCUUAUGUACAGAUACCACGGAGAAAAACGUCUAGUUUGUGAUACAUAGAUAAAUGAAAGCAUUUGUGGUACUAUUACUACUUUGUGUUGAGUCCACACAAGCGCAAUAUUGUGGAAUUCCUCAAUUGCCAUUAGAGAAAUACAAACAAGCCUUUGACGCCAGAUUCAUAUCGACGCCUCUAAACAAAAACAUACCCUCGCCGCCGAAUAUAAAUCAAGGCGACUGUGGCGUGUCUAAAAACGACCAAUCAAAGCAGAUCGUCAAGGGUCAAGAUGCUCCAGCCAAUGCUUGGCCCUGGCAGAUCAGGUUGGUCGCUAGCAAACACUUUUGUGGAGGAUCUAUCAUAAAUCGUGAAUGGGUCGUGACGGCGCUACACUGUGCUACAGAAAAUGUUGUUUCAAUCCGCUAUGGAAACAUCAAUUUUAAAAAGAGUAAAAUGAUCAGGACUGUCAAAUAUUUCACCUACCCGCCUGGCGACAUCGCCGUUUACAAACUCUCUUCACCGUUAAAUUUUUCAGACUCCGUGCAGCCGAUUUGUUUGCCUGAAGACAAUGUUUGGGAUACCACGCCUUGUUUCGCCACAGGCUGGGGGAGGUUAUUUACGGAGAAGUCCGGAGUUCCCGUCAUUCUGCAGCAAAUUGGGAGCAGGAUAGUCAACCAAACCGUGUGCCAGGCUGCCCAAACAUUUAAGGGACACUUAGAUAAGAGAGGGUUUUAUUACUGUGUACAGUCCGUGGAGUUCCCUACUGGAGAGUACGCCGGCUCCUUUAAUGGAGACUCAGGAGGUCCAUUGAGCUGCUUGAAGAAUGGACGCUACUACUUAGUUGGAGUCGUUAGCCAUGGUGUAAAAUCGAGCGGAAGUCACAUAGGUUUUUUUGGAGCUGUGCCUAGGGCUCUCCCGACUAUAAUUGCCGGCAUGAAAAAAAAUGCCUAGCUCAUUUGUAUGGAUCUGAAAAUAUUGUUUUCGCGAGGAGUAGAUUAAAAAAUCCAGCCUGUCUGAUUACUUAGGCAGUUGUCACAGAGAUUAAGCUGUGGGGUGGCGAUCUCUUUUGUUUUUCUUCUUCCUCUUUUUAAAAUUCUUUUCUUGAACAAUCCAUCUACUCCCAGUGACUUGAUCAAAGUCGAAGAAAGCUGAUGCACCAACCACGUUAUACAUAAAAUACUUAAAUCAUUUAUUUUUUAAUCAUAGAAACACUGUUUUUUCCUAGUUGAAGUUAAUUUGAAUGUACUCAAGUAGUUUUUUUGGCUUCACUACAAACUAAAGAUACACACAAUUCUGUAGUCGCCGACAUUCCUGUAUGAGUCAUUCCGUUAACAAAUAGAGUUUAAUGCUUUAAUGUUUUAAUUUUUUUUCUCCGAUUAUUUUUAUUUUAGCUUUUACUUUUAGGCAAAACAAUUUUUUUUGUUCAUUUACUUACUAUUCAAAA
Molecule: messenger RNA, 1581 nt
Organism: Physella acuta
Lineage: Eukaryota; Metazoa; Mollusca; Gastropoda; Physidae
Product: chymotrypsinogen A-like
Biological process (GO): proteolysis
Molecular function (GO): serine-type endopeptidase activity
Source: RefSeq, a predicted model, not a curated record